AUGGCACCACCGAUUUCAACGAUCCCCGUCUCCGAGUUGGAAGCGUCAAUCAACACUUUGCCGUCCGGCAAGCCACGGAAUCCAAAAGUCAAAUUGGGCGAUUGUGUGCUGAAGGAACUGGUACAGUACAAAUGUCUCUCAGAGCAGCCGAAGAAGAAGGCAGUUGCAUCUGGCGUACUAUGUGAGCCGUUAGUUCACUUGCUGAGACGCUGUCCAGGAGGAUUGAUCGUUGAGACCACCGCGUGGGAAGAGUGGAAGGCGAAGCAGGAAGGUGCAAAGGUUGAGGGGUGA
Molecule: messenger RNA, 291 nt
Organism: Alternaria burnsii
Lineage: Eukaryota; Fungi; Ascomycota; Dothideomycetes; Pleosporales; Pleosporaceae
Exons: 2
Coding region: 1-291 (96 amino acids)
Cellular component (GO): mitochondrial inner membrane peptidase complex
Source: RefSeq, a predicted model, not a curated record